This is a messenger RNA of Paraphaeosphaeria sporulosa, 309 nucleotides long. Its product is annotated as ankyrin. Lineage: Eukaryota; Fungi; Ascomycota; Dothideomycetes; Pleosporales; Didymosphaeriaceae. Gene Ontology annotation, molecular function: protein binding. The transcript has a single exon. The annotation marks the transcript as partial. The record is from RefSeq and is a predicted model, not a curated record.
GGUGUUCCUCCAGAUGAACCAGACUUUGAAGGCGCAACUCCGCUGUGGCAUGCAUCCGCUCGUGGUCACACGGACACAGUCCGAGUUCUGCUAGAGACAAACGCUGUAGACGUCAAUGGAACAGGCCUUGGCAAAUACACGCCGCUAUUCAAUCCUGCCGCUUUGGAUUACGUGGAAGUGGUUAAAUUGCUUCUCGAUUACGGUGCACAACAGAACUAUAAGGACAAAGAUGGCAUGUCUCUGCUUACAAUUGCACAUAUGGGUGGACAAACAAAGAUAGUUGAGAUUCUUGAGGCCCGGAAUGUUUGA